AUGGUCUUCCUUCCAGAUUCUCUACCGCAAGUCCGGACCUUGAGGGGCCCUCCCGUUCCAAGCGAUCACAUCGCUUACGAAAGAUGUGAGGAAGGAGGAAAUCAAACAGUGUUCAUAGAGUCGUUUCAUGAGUUGCAACACAUGAGGCGCGAUCCUUCAUGUGCUGAGAAGAAACCGGUGAAAAUCUAUCUCGAUAUGCUAUCUUCGCCGUUUGACGCUGAAAAUGAACAAAUGAAUGAUUCUAUAAGGGCCGCUAUCCGUCGCUCUGGAUACCAGGAUAGAAGGCGAGCUUCUUCAAGGUGCGUGAGCUGCGUGCAGACCUUAUUUCCUACUCCUACUCCGCUUCUCAUUUAA
Cooperia oncophora is the source of this 354-nucleotide messenger RNA. NCBI's taxonomy places the organism in Eukaryota, Metazoa, Nematoda, Chromadorea, Rhabditida, Trichostrongylidae. The record is from the annotation of a GenBank genome assembly.